AUGGAGCGAAUUCAGAUAGGAUUGGAUGGAGUGGAUUUCUUCGUGCUCGUCCUCAUACGCGAGCAUCUUCUCGGUGAUUCCAUCGCGGUACCAGACUUCUUCACCGACUUAGCAGCGGAUCCUUACUGUUAUCGGAUCCCAAACUUAGUUGCGCCCAUUAUCACUUUCAGAUCUGACCUGGAACGCCGACCCGCCGCGCUAUCCAUCUCGCACCCGCCACCGCCCGUGUUUGAGUGGCAUGAUUCACCGGAACUGGCACCGGCACCUGAGCCAGCGCGGGAUAUAAGGAGGUACCGUGGAGUGAGGCAACGGCCGUGGGGGAAGUAUGCGGCGGAGAUCAGAGAUCCAAAUCGGAAGGGAUCUCGUGUCUGGCUUGGUACCUUUGACACCGGCGUUGAGGCGGCGAAGGCAUACGAUCGCGCCGCUACAGAUGCGCGGUUGCAAGGUGAUACUUAA
Messenger RNA from Dioscorea cayenensis subsp. rotundata (Guinea yam), 456 nucleotides. RefSeq names its product ethylene-responsive transcription factor 5-like. Gene Ontology annotation, biological process: regulation of DNA-templated transcription; ethylene-activated signaling pathway. The record is from RefSeq and is a predicted model, not a curated record. The transcript is spliced from 2 exons. The coding region runs from base 1 to 456 and encodes 151 amino acids. Lineage: Eukaryota; Viridiplantae; Streptophyta; Magnoliopsida; Dioscoreales; Dioscoreaceae. Gene Ontology annotation, molecular function: DNA binding; DNA-binding transcription factor activity.